ACCAAACACACCCUAACCUGCCAGGGUGACCCCGAGUUUUCUAGUUGUACUUUGGUUCUAAUUGUACUUUGGAGUUGCAGGUUUAGUUUCGAUGGGCCUGAUUGCCUGAACCAAUGGAGGCCCAGAUCUCUUUGAGUGAUAGAGACACUGGCAGCCGGGGUAGACGUAAACCUGUGCGUACUGCGCUGGCAGGCUCCUGACGAAUUUUACAAAUCCCGUGCCAGCUGCCCGGCCGGCCGGACUCAAACCUGUUCAACUCUCCUGCGAAUCCAAGUGGAAACGAUCGGACGAAACAGCAACAGGCCAAAUCGAUCAGGACGAGCAACAGGACCACUAAUUCGGGGAAAACAAUCAUAAUCCUAUGAGUUGUUAAAUUGCUCACCAGCACACUCAUUCAUGCACGCGCUUUGCAGACCCAGUAGCGAUGCCGCCUGCCGCCUGCAGUCCCGGGCAUCACACCGUCCACAUCAAUUCCACCCGUGCACGCACUCGUCAGCCAGAGCCCUGCCUCUGCUCUAUAUAUAUACAUGCAUCAUGGCCGCCCAACAACGACACGACACAACCCCAAGAGUAUUGUAGAGAGCAGCAGGCAGCAGCACAUCGUUCGUUCCAUCCAUUUUCGUUAAGAAGAGUAACGUUCUGACGAUGGCCUCAGCUGCUCGGUCCGCCGCGCUCCGCGUGCUGCUGCUGGUGGCGGUGGCCAUCGCCGGCGCCCUCUCGGACCCGACGCCGCUCCAGGACACCUGCGUGGCCGACAUGCGGGCCGCGACGCCGGUCGACGGGUUCGCGUGCAAGCCGCAGUCGGCGGUGGUGGACGAGGACUUCUUCUCCCGCGCCAUCGCGUCCGCCGCGAGCACCGCCAACCCGUUCGGCGCCAACUCCACGCGCGCCACCGUGGCCACGUUCCCGGGCCUCAACACGCUGGGCGUCUCCAUCACGCGCGUCGACCUGGCCCCCGGCGGGCUCAACCCGCCGCACUCGCACCCGCGCGCCUCCGAGCUCGUCAUGGUGCUGCAGGGCGAGGUCUUGGUCGGCUUCACCACGGGGGCCAACCGCCUCUUCUCCAAGGUGGUCAGGGAGAACGAGCUCUUCGUCGUGCCCCGCGGCCUGCAGCACUUCCAGCUCAACACCGGCGCCGGCGACGCCGUGUUCGUCGCCAUGUUCGACAGCCAGUCGCCCGGCGUCGUCACGCCCACCUUCGCCAUGUUCUCCACUAAGCCUGCCAUGCCCAUGGAGGUGCUCACCAAGACGUUCCUCACGGGCGAGGACCAAGUCAAUGCCAUCAUGUCUAAGUUCGCUGGCUUCUAACAUGCAACACAAGAUACAGCCUAUCAGCAGUUUAAUUAGCUGCACAUCUACCCGGCCCGAUCCAGUCACGUUAAUUAGUGUAUGUAUUCAUUCGUUUUUACGUAUUUAUUCUCUGUUCCCCUGAAACUGUUUUUUCUCCACAAGUUUGUAUUCUGCCAAAUGUGUAAACACAAUGUUAAUUAAUCAUGUUUCCCACAUUAUAUUACAGUGUGAAUAAUACCUUCAGUUUGACAAAAACUACUGUAUUUUUUGAGCUAGCCAAAAUUACACUGUUGUCCCAUUGCAAGAUAUAAUAUUGUAAAACCAUGGUUUUAAAAAAUAUUAUUGUCAAACAGGCCCUAAGCCAUGUUUAGGUGCUCUCCAACAGCGCCCUUCGUUCGUCCCCUCACCCCCGCGAGGGUGUACGAUUGCUCCCCCUCGUUCUAAGUAGAUCCCUAACCCUA
Zea mays is the source of this 1751-nucleotide messenger RNA. Its product is annotated as germin-like protein 1-2. The transcript has a single exon. NCBI's taxonomy places the organism in Eukaryota, Viridiplantae, Streptophyta, Magnoliopsida, Poales, Poaceae. The coding region runs from base 646 to 1308 and encodes 220 amino acids. Gene Ontology annotation, molecular function: manganese ion binding. The record is from RefSeq and is a predicted model, not a curated record.